AUGGAAACAAUCAAUCCAAGUAAAAGAACCAGAGAGGAGUUUGAACAAGAAGAUCAAUUCCAAGCACCUCCUCCAGUUGCAGGAUAUGAUGAAAAUUUUGAAGCCAAAAGACAACAUAUUGACCCAACCCAAGAAUUAAUUACAAAUGUAUGUAAAGAUAUUCGAAGAUUAGGAGAAAACCCCAACAUCAGUAAUCAAGUUGAUGAUGUUUCCUAUAUUUCAAAUCCUAUUGUUGCUGAAUUUGAAAAGAUUGACGAAUUGAGAUCAUCGAUUUUAUCAACCAUAUAUGCUUUAAUUGUGGAACAACCACAUAAGAUCAAUGCAGUGGCUAAUUUGGUUAUGAUAUGUAAUGCUAAGAACUUCGUGGUUGGAAAAUAUGUGGUUGAAUUCUUGCAUGCUAAAGUUCAAGGAUUGUUGGAUUCUGUGAAUGAAGAUGCAGAUGUUGUUAUUGGUGAGAAAAAGCUUGUACAAGUUGAAGAUGCCGGUGCUUUCAAUAAUAUUAAAUCGAUAUUGAAAUUCUUUAGUGCUUUAUCACCUAUGAUUGAAAAUUAUGCUAUUGUUAACAUUUUUAAACAAUUCUUACAAUUGGCCAUUGAUUUACAAAAUGAACAACCAGAUGUUAGAAAUGGUAUUGCUCAAGAGAUCUUUUAUAAUGUAUUAAUCUCAGUUCCUUAUUUACUAAGUAAUGAUAAAUCAGAAGAAGUCAUUGCCAAGUUGGAUGAAUUAGUCGAAUUGGCUAAAACCUUUAAGAUUGUUGAACCUCAAUCGACUGCAUUAUUACAACCAUUUGAUUCAAGAAUGGGUAAUAUUGAAUUACCAUAUGUUCCCAAAACAUUGAUUGAUUUGAUAUUACCUUCUCUUUUGACAUUACAAGAAAGCAAAUGGGAUAUAACUUUGUUUAUCGAUUAUAAACAAUAUUUGGAUCCAAUUAUUGAAGAAGCUCUUAAGAACAAUCCAAUUUCAAACGAAUUAGUUAAACAUCCAUUACCACAAUUCUCAUUCCCAUCUCAAGAAACAUUAUCCAAAUAUUCCCCUUCAAAAACUUCAAUUGAUAAUUUAUGGAAAGAAAAUUCCCGUAUUUUGUUCCAAGUUUAUAAUCACAACACCGAAUUUGAAACCGUCCCCAAGAUCGACACCUAUAUUGGAUUAUUCUUCAAAGAUAUUUCAUUUGACAUCUUGACCAAUCUUUCUUUCAAUAAGAAUGAAGCGGCAAUUCAAUUAUCAAUCCUUGAUUUAUUUUAUAGCAAAGAACUUUUCGCCCCACCAGGAUCUUCAAUUGAUCAAUUAACCCAGAUUGAUCAAGACAACAAACUGGGAGAAAAUAUUCCUCCAUUAUCUACUUGGAAAAUUGAAGAUGUGGCUGUGGAAAGUAUCUUAACUAUGAUUUUCCAAUUACCUCAUACACUUCAUCCCGAGAUUUAUUAUUAUACUGUUUUGAUUGCAUGUUGUCGAGAAUCACCAGAAUCUAUUGCACCAGUAUUUGGAAGAGCUAUUAGAUUUUUCUAUAAUAAUUUAGAAACGUUAGAUUAUGAACUUAAGAUUAGAUAUUUGGAUUGGAUGACUACCCAAAUCUCGAAUUUUGAAUUUAGUUGGAAAUGGGAUGAAUGGGUGAAACAUUCUCAAGAAUUACUGGAAUUGAAAUAUCAUCCAAGAAAGAAUUUCAUUAAGAAUUUGAUUGCAAAAGAGAUUAGAUUAUCUAAUAAGAAUAGAAUUAAAGAAAGUUUUAUAACUAUGGGGGAGGAAGAAGAAAUGAUUCAAUUGGAUGAAUUUAAUCAAUAUUUGGAUAUUUCGAUCGUUCCUACCAAUUCCAAACAAUUUAUAUUGGAAUAUGAUUCAGAAUUAUAUGGAUCAAAACAAGAGAUUAAAGAGACUUUACAGAAAUUAUAUGACGAAAAGGCAACCAUGCUUGCUAGUAAGCAAAAUUUAACUGCUCAAGAUGAAAUUAUUUAUAAUUUUGCCAAUCCUGAAUUACCAUUCCAUGAAAUCUCAUCAAAAGUAUAUGAUUUUAUCGUGGCUCAUUGGAAAUCAAAUACUGAAUUUCAAGAAUUGUAUAAUGAGAUCUUAUCUACUCUUAAGCAGAGUAAUGGAGAAGAAGCAGAAGAAGAAGAAAAGUCAUCUAUUAAUGCUGAACAAUUUUUGAUCAAUUUAGUGUGUCAAACAUAUGCAUAUAUCGGAUCCAGAUCUAUUUAUUCCGUGGUUAGUAUCAUAAGUCGAGACAUUAACAAAUUGAAAUUCCUUAGUGGUAAAACUAUUAAAUAUGCUAAUGAUGAACCUAAAUUUGAUGAAAUUGAGCUUAAUGAAGAACAAAAAUCUCAAAGACAAUCAUGGAUAAUUAAUUCAAUAUUUAGGAUUUGGAUUCAUCAACCACAAGUUGUUUUCUUAAUUUUAGAAUAUUUAAUUGAAUUUGAAAUUAUUGAUGCUAAAUAUUUAUUAACGAAAGUUAUGGAAGAUAAUUUAAUUAUUGAUAAUGUUUCAUGUAUGGAAUCGAUUAAUAGAGUAUUACAAAAUACUUCAAAAGAUUCACUUAAAGAAUUGAUUACGUUAUUAUUUGGAUCAAUUAUUGAGAAAUUGAAUGAAUUGAGUCAAGAAAACCAGGAUUCACCAGUAAAGAUUGAUGAACUUACAGAAGAUAAUUCCAAAGAAGUGGAUAAUCAAUGGUUAUUCUAUGAAUAUAAGGGAUUAUUAAAAUCAUAUUUCAGAAAGUUUAUUAAGAAUGAAAAUGUUGAUUAUUUGGAAGAAUUAAAAGAAAUCUUUAAUAAAGUUAACAAUAUUCCAACUAGAGAUGAUAUCUUAACUUGGUUUAAUUAA
Molecule: messenger RNA, 2808 nt
Organism: Hemisphaericaspora subhashii
Lineage: Eukaryota; Fungi; Ascomycota; Pichiomycetes; Serinales; Debaryomycetaceae
Gene: GCR3
Product: Gcr3p
Exons: 1
Coding region: 1-2808 (935 amino acids)
Biological process (GO): mRNA export from nucleus; nuclear-transcribed mRNA catabolic process, nonsense-mediated decay
Cellular component (GO): nuclear cap binding complex; nucleus
Molecular function (GO): mRNA binding; protein binding; RNA cap binding
Source: RefSeq, a predicted model, not a curated record